This is a messenger RNA of Aspergillus eucalypticola CBS 122712, 1026 nucleotides long. RefSeq lists its product as uncharacterized. The transcript has 9 exons. Bases 43 to 1026 code for a protein of 327 amino acids. The record is from RefSeq and is a predicted model, not a curated record. NCBI's taxonomy places the organism in Eukaryota, Fungi, Ascomycota, Eurotiomycetes, Eurotiales, Aspergillaceae.
CACGUCUACAUCUGUAAGUUGAAUUGGUAGCGGUUGACUUACAUGUUCAAAAAUAGGUUUGGGUAUUAUUCUGAGACAAUUGAUUAUAUGAAGACAUCUUCCGUGUGUGUGUGCAAGUUGCUGUGGCCCGCGCUAAGAGUACACGCAGGGCACCGCAAGAUAAAACGAAGAGACAGCCAGGAUAUCCUAAGUUCAGGUGCAAGGUCAGUGCGGACGACUGAAAGCCAAGGCAAGCUUGUCGAUAAUCCAUCGACCCGUAAGAUUUCGAAGAUCUUCUUUUCCUGCAGGGUUGCGCCAUUAGUUCGCGAUCGAGGCUUCCACGUCGCCCUAGCAGGGGAGCUGAUGCGUCCAGGAUUCGAUUUCCAGAACCCAAAGUGUCGCUGGCGUGUAGAGCCCAAAGGCUGUCUCGACGCGAGGCGGGCGGCCCGUACUUCGGCCAGAACCUUGGGCACUCAAAUCAUCCGGAUUGGCGGGUGGCUAAUUAAGAUGCGUGGGGAUGGUGAAGGGAAGCUUGAGCUGGCCGGAGGAGAACUAUUGCGGUUGGGUUGCCGGGAGCAAAGCUGCUAUACGGCAGCGGAAGGCGAACGUUGGGCCAAGUCAACGAGAUCGCAGCAACUCCUCCGCUCUCUUGCAAACUGGAGAUCUCCGAUUCCCACGGACUUUUCCCAGGGCCCAAUCGGAGUAACGCCUUCUUUCCCCACUGCUGGUCGAAUAAUACCUUCGGUUCCUGACAAAUCUUUUUCUUUGGUUGCCUCUGGCGAUAGUUUACUCAAGGAGUAUCUCCGUGGCUCGCUUCCUACACGGGUUCUCCGUCCUAGUUGCCUUCUACAGGCAAAUGAAGUGUGGCUGGCAACGCGCAGCGUUAAUUGGCAUCCGACCUCAGCGAUCAUCGCCGUAGCACCCAAUCUACACACUAGCCACUGCACUGCAAUUGCAGCUUCCGGGAUUCCAAAAGGCCAGACCCAUUACUGCCUGGGUAGGAACACAAAAAGUGUGCAUGAGGCACACCCGGAUUCCGGGAAUUAG